GAUAAAAUCAUCCGAAAAAAAGAAAAAACCCAGAACGCAGCGUCGAUCUCCGCUAUUGCUCGAGUGUGGGCAAAUGGCUGCUCCUCUCCUCCUGUUUGACGUCCUAAAUUACGGAAUUUGACUUCCGCGACGGCGAAACCGCCUUAUGAUAAAUAAAUAAGCUCUGUUUAUAUCAACUGAUAAUCUACUACUAAACCCAUAAGAAUGAGUACCUUCGAGGGGAUUAUCAAAGAAAUCCCCGGGAUCAGCGUAGACCGCUUCGAUGGCAAAAACCUCAAUUCUACUGCUUUCUUCCUCUCACACUGUCACAGUGACCACAUGAGUGGCCUCAAUACGGUUUCCUUUCAAAAUAAAUUAAUAACUGAUAACUUAACGUUGUAUGUCAGCAGUGUUUCCGCUGAAAUACUGAAACGUUUGUACCCGGAGAUACAAAAAAACGUACAAACUUUACCGGUAGAACAAUGUUCUGUUGUAAAAGUCCAUAACGAAUGGCACGUGUCUGUGACGUGUAUUCCCGCUGGUCACUGUCCAGGCUCAGUGAUGUUUUUAUUUGAAACAAAUCACGGUUCCAGGAUUUUAUAUACCGGAGACUUUAGGAUCAAUACUGAAGACAUUACAAAGUUCAAAUGUUUUUAUGAUAAAUUUAAUGAAGUGAAACCUGUGGACAAGAUUUAUUUAGACACCACGUUUUUCUCGCCAUUAUAUUCGUCUCUGCCGAAGAGGCAAGACAGUCUGGACGAGCUGUGCAAGUUAAUUCUAAAUUGGACCACACUGGAUCCCGCGAAUUGCGUCAAAUUGGACCUGAGGGCCAAAUACGGGUACGAGUACGCGUUCAAAGAAAUUUUCGCGAAAUGUAAAAUGCCCGUUCACGUGGACCAAGAGAAAUUCAAUUUUUAUUCCCUUAUACCCGAGAUGGAUGAAUGCGUUACCACUAACGGCAACGAAACUCAGAUACACAACUGUAAAUUUAUUCAAAAAGAUGUUUGCGUAUUUUGCAAUAAAGAUAAGCUAAGAAUUAUUAGACUUUCAGCUUUCCGUUGGCACGGAGACGAUUUUACCAGAGGCAUUUCCGAAGUUGAUUCGGAAGGUGUUUUUUAUGUUUGCUAUUCUACACACGCUUCAUACCAAGAGGGACGGGCUUUAAUAAACUUUUUACGCCCCAAAGAUAUACAUGUUUGCGUGAAGGAACCUAACAAUCCUGACGGUAAUGUAGCUAUGGAAAUACUGAUCAAAAAAGAGCUGGAUAGGGUUAAUCGAAUUGAGAAAAAAAAGGUUGAAAGUACUAAUAAGCUGUUUAGUAUUGAACAAAUUGGUUGGGGAGAACCCAGAAAGAGAUCAAGAAAAAAUGAGGAUAGUGGUGGGGUUUUGGAUUCACCACCAAGAUAGCCUCUGGAAAGAACUAAUUAUUGUUAUUAUUAUAAUGUUAGAUUUCAGAAGUUACGUGGAAAUAAGUUUUACAUUCGUAUUUUUAUACUAUACUUGAGAAUUCUUGAAUAAAAUUAUAUAAUAAGGCUUUUUCUUGUAUGAUCUUUUUGUCAGUGUCAAAUAAAUAAAGCAAACUUUUUCA
Messenger RNA from Anthonomus grandis grandis, 1567 nucleotides. RefSeq names its product protein artemis (gene Snm1). Gene Ontology annotation, biological process: protection from non-homologous end joining at telomere; double-strand break repair via nonhomologous end joining; interstrand cross-link repair. Bases 205 to 1386 code for a protein of 393 amino acids. The record is from RefSeq and is a predicted model, not a curated record. The transcript is spliced from 2 exons. NCBI's taxonomy places the organism in Eukaryota, Metazoa, Arthropoda, Insecta, Coleoptera, Curculionidae. Gene Ontology annotation, molecular function: 5'-3' DNA exonuclease activity; damaged DNA binding.